AUGUCCUCCACGACGCUUAACAUCCAAGGUCCAGGCGCAGACAAGCUGCGCUCCGCGGGAUGCGGUGGCGCAUGCAGCAGGGACACCCCAAAAGUGGAACCUGCUGAGUUGGACGACUACAUGAGGUCUCUUCCCGCCUGGCAUUUGAACGCUGACAAGACGAUGAUCACGCGCAGCUUUACCGCCAAAAACUUCAUGGCAGCCAUUCGAUUUUUUAACAAGCUGGCUGAGGUGGCGGAGGAGGAAGGCCACCACCCCGACAUUCACUUACGGAACUUUAGAGAGGUUGAGAUCAACCUCUCCACACACGCGGUUAGCGGCCUGACGAUGCCCGAUCUGGUCAUGGCUGCCAAGCUGGAUGCCCUGGAGGUGGAGUACAGCCCCAAGUGGGCCAAACAGGAAGCAGAGCGGUUGGCGGCAACGGCGGCAACCACCACUGGCGGCGGGGGGGACCCGCUAACGGUCGGCAGUUGGCGGUUGGUGCGCGGCAGCGGUGGCGAUCGGGAAACGGAGGAAUCGGGCCCCAACACCUCCAUCGCCACGUUGUGGGUGCGGCCGGGGAUCGCAUUGGGCAAUACUAUGGAGAAUGCUCUCCUGCCCAGAUCCCGGGUCAAGUUCAAUUCAGCCAUGACAGCUACGCACGAUGACUUGCACGUCAGUCGUCACUGUGAAGAUGUUGAGACGCGACUUUUGGGUAAUGCUGAGCAGGUUGCAGCAGUAUGGCGGGGGUUCUACAGCCGCUGGGAGGGCCCCGCAGCAGAGACAAUCCAAAAGUGGUGGAGGGGCCACGUAGCGCGGCGCUUCGUCCAGGCCCUUCGAAGCGGUCACCUGCUCAAGAGCGGUGCACACGAGCAUGUGGUGGAGACCGCUGCAGUGGUGAUUCAGCGCUACUGGAGGGGCCUCCGAGGGCGGAGGGAGGCGGCGGAGCGGCGCAAGGCGGUGCUGGACAUUCAGAGGUGGUGGAAGCACGUAAAACAGUGCCCUUGGACAUCGGCACCAGCCGCGGAUUUGCGUCAGCCAUGCCGUACUUCUUUAUUAAGUCCACAGCAAAACGACGCUGUGAAAUUUUAG
Messenger RNA from Volvox carteri f. nagariensis, 1071 nucleotides. RefSeq lists its product as uncharacterized. Gene Ontology annotation, molecular function: protein binding; 4-alpha-hydroxytetrahydrobiopterin dehydratase activity. The record is from RefSeq and is a predicted model, not a curated record. Gene Ontology annotation, biological process: tetrahydrobiopterin biosynthetic process. Bases 1 to 1071 code for a protein of 356 amino acids. Lineage: Eukaryota; Viridiplantae; Chlorophyta; Chlorophyceae; Chlamydomonadales; Volvocaceae. The transcript has 12 exons.